AUGCCCUCAACUGAGCUCAGCAGACGCUCGCUGGAGCUACGACGCGCAGAAACCCAUCUUCACGAGCUCGAGGCAGAAUCGCUUGGAGAUGCACUCCCCGAAGGGCUCCAUGUUUCGCUGGAAUCAGAAAAAAGCUACCCUGCCCCAAAAAAAGUGCCCCUUCCAACGCUAAUUACAAUUCUCAAUAUCUUCAAUGGCGCCAUUUGGGGCGUUCUUGCACGACGCGGUCUCAUAGACCUCACUACGUACGAUGGCUCUUUUUUGGGAGGUGUGAUCUGGGCAAACUUUGCUGCGUGUGUUGUCAUGGGCAUGUUUGUUGCGCUGGAAACAGUGUGGGAGGGAGUCGCCGGCACUGUUUAUGCCAAUAAGGGGGCAGUACCUUUUUACGUGGGCGUGACCACGGGAUUCUGUGGAACGUGCUCGUCUUUUUCAACGUUUGUGCUUGAAAUCUUCAACAAGGCGGCAAACACGCUUACUACUCACUAUAAGUACCCCACGGCCGGCUACGGAGUCAUGGAGGCGAUGGCGGUGACAAUUGGCCAGAUCAGUGUUUCUGUGGCAGGGUUUCAUCUUGGAAGGCAUCUUGUGGAGGUUCUUGAUCCGAGAGUACCGUCGCUUUCCCCCAAGACUGUGCACGUGCUCAACUACGCCUGUUGUUUUCUUGGAAUUGCCGCUUAUAUCGUCGAUAUCGUGCUUUUGGGAACCCAGAACUACGGCACGUGGAGAUCGUGGCUCUUCCUGGUGCUUUUUGCUCCGUGGGGCGCCCUUUUGCGAUUUUUCCUCCUGAAGAAGCUCAAUGGCAUAAUCAACGAUUUCCCCGUGGGCACUUUCACGGCAAACACCUUGGGGUGCCUUCUUCUUGCAGUUUUCACCGUUUUGGCCCGUGGCCGUAGCAGCCAAUCCAGCAAGUUGCCCAUUGCCUCUCACAUCAACGGGUGCCAUGUUCUUUUGGGCUUGGAUGACGGGUUCUGCGGUGCUCUCACGACGGUUUCCACUUUUGUCGUUGAGCUUUUUGGCCUCAAGACCUUCUGGAGCUACACGUACGGGUUUACGUCGGUGGCAGUGGGGUUUUGUAUUAUGGUGUUGAUUGUGGGUCUGUACAACUGGACAGUCGGGCUCACUCUGACGGUCUGCCAGUGA
Messenger RNA from Candidozyma auris, 1140 nucleotides. Its product is annotated as fluoride transporter. Gene Ontology annotation, cellular component: membrane. The coding region runs from base 1 to 1140 and encodes 379 amino acids. Gene Ontology annotation, biological process: fluoride transmembrane transport. NCBI's taxonomy places the organism in Eukaryota, Fungi, Ascomycota, Pichiomycetes, Serinales, Metschnikowiaceae. The transcript has a single exon. Gene Ontology annotation, molecular function: fluoride transmembrane transporter activity. The record is from RefSeq and is a predicted model, not a curated record.